UCAAAGGCUUCUACUAUGCUCAUUAAUCAAGACUCCUCCCCUUUGGGUGACUCGACAAAACAGGAACCAGGAAGUGCUCACAGCUGGGCACGAACCUGCCCGUUUGCCCUACGUUUAUUUAGUACAAGCCCGUACAGAGGGAGAAUGGCAGGCAGGUUCUCGCUCCCAGAAGUGGAUCUCUCCUGUCCCAUCUGCUGUGAGAUCUUCAAGGACCCGGUUGUUCUCAAGUGCAGCCACAGCUUCUGUGCCCCCUGCGUGCAGAAGUACUGGUCCAAGCGAGGGCGAAGCCGCGACUGCCCUCUGUGCAGAGCCCAGACUGUGGAGGAUCCAGUACCAAGUCUCACCCUGAAGAACCUGUGUGAGUCCGUAACCCAGGAGAGUGAGGGUGAGGGUGUGGAGGAAAGAGCAGAGGAGCUGUACUGCGACGUGGGGGAGAUGUGCUCUCUUCACGGGGAGAAGCUGAAGCUCUUUUGCCUGCUGGACAAGGAGCCUAUCUGUGUGGUCUGCCACACCUCAAAGAAGCACAAACAGCAUGACUGCUGCCCUGCCAGCGAGGCCAUUGUAGAUGUGAAGGAGAAAAUGAAGUCAUGCCUCAGCUCUUUACAGGAAAAGAGAGAGGCUUUGGAGGAAAUAAAGAAAAACUAUGAGCACAGCGCGGCACAUAUUCAGGUGCAGGCUCGGUUUGUGGAAAGGCGGACCCAUGAGGAAUUUCAAAAGCUACACAGGUUCCUUCAGGAUGAGGAAAACGCCAGGUUGGAAAGGCUAAGACGGGAGGAGGAAGAGAAGAGCCGAGACAUAAAACAGAAGAUUGAGGACAUGGAAAGGAAGCUAACAUCGGUGUCCGUGUCCAUUAAAGGCUUGGAGGAGGAGAUGGCAGUAGAAGGCAUCUCGAUUCUUCAUAACUGCAAGAUGAGUCUAGAAAGGGCUAACUGUCCGAUCGAAGGUGAAGUUAUGGCUCCGUGUGCGCUCAUUGACGUAGGCCGAUACGUGGGCUCGCUCUCGUACCACGUGUGGGAGAAGAUGCAUAAGAUCGUCAAAUACACCCCAGUCACUCUGGACCCCAACACCGCCGCCCCGUGGCUCGUCCUGACAGACGACCUCACCAGCGUCUGCGACAGCGACAAGAAGCAGAAAUUGCCCGACAACCCAGAGAGAUUCGACCCUGACAGCGCCGUGCUCGGCUGCGAGGCCUUCACCUCGGGCAAGCGCGCCUGGGACGUCAACGUGGGAGACAGCACGGCGUGGGUUGUCGGCGUGGCCAAGGAAUCCGUCAAGAAGAAGGAGAAAGUGUCUUCAGUGCUGAGCAAUGGAUACCUCUGUGUGUACUUCUACCACAAAAUGUACUUCGCAGGUACCUCUCCUCUAACUCGGCUGAACUUGAAGAGCAACCCGCAGAGGAUCCGAGUGCUGCUGGACUGUGACAGGGGCAGGUUGUCGUUCUACAACCCACAGGACAACACACACAUCUACACGUUCAAGCACCCACUCACCGAGAAGGUCUUCCCGUACUUCUGGGUGGGCUGCCAGCAGUGUCCUCUGACCAUUGAGCCACUGGAGGUCAUUGUCAAAGCUGUGGAGUAUUUUUGAGAGUAGUUAAACUUCAAGACCCCCUAGUUUUUGUUGUUCACAAAUUGGAACUUAUCUGCUUUGUUUCCCGGCUUGGUGCAAAUGCUGUCAAUGUUGAUCAAAUCCAAAUAUAUGAAAUGGUAAAUGUAAAAGGCUGACAAGUUGCAUAAUGAAUACUAACGAUGAAACAUAUGCUAAUAUACAAGGAUUACUUGUUUGCAGUGUGCAUCAAAUAUGAAGUGAUUUGAUAAUAAAGUUGUUUAUUGGCGUGUGA
This is a messenger RNA of Betta splendens (Siamese fighting fish), 1840 nucleotides long. RefSeq names its product E3 ubiquitin-protein ligase TRIM35-like. Gene Ontology annotation, molecular function: ubiquitin-protein transferase activity; protein binding; zinc ion binding. NCBI's taxonomy places the organism in Eukaryota, Metazoa, Chordata, Actinopteri, Anabantiformes, Osphronemidae. The transcript is spliced from 8 exons. The coding region runs from base 16 to 1587 and encodes 523 amino acids. Gene Ontology annotation, biological process: protein ubiquitination. The record is from RefSeq and is a predicted model, not a curated record.